This is a messenger RNA of Cordyceps fumosorosea ARSEF 2679, 1341 nucleotides long. Its product is annotated as Aldehyde dehydrogenase. NCBI's taxonomy places the organism in Eukaryota, Fungi, Ascomycota, Sordariomycetes, Hypocreales, Cordycipitaceae. The transcript has 2 exons. The coding region runs from base 1 to 1341 and encodes 446 amino acids. Gene Ontology annotation, molecular function: succinate-semialdehyde dehydrogenase (NAD+) activity. The record is from RefSeq and is a predicted model, not a curated record.
AUGGCUUCCACCACCACCAUCCCCCUCGUCAUCGGUGGCAAGGACGUCGUCACCCCCGCCACCUUUGACGUCGUCAACCCCUCCACCGGCGCCGUCCUGCACGCUUCCUCCUCCGCCUCCGUCCCUGAGGCCCUCGCCGCCGUCGACGCCGCCGCCGCCGCCUUCCCCUCCUGGCGCGCCACCCACCCGGACCACCGCCGCGCCAUCCUCCUCCGCGCCGUCGACGCCCUCGCCGCCCGCGCCGACGCCCUCAAGGCCUCCAUGCGCGCCGAGACCGGCAGCGACGCCGCCUGGGCCGACCUCAACGUCGCCAUGGCCCGCGAGCAAAUCGUCCACGCCGCCUCCCACCUCGUCAACAUCGAGGCCCGCAUGCCCGUCGUCGCGGACCCCGGCCGCGAGGCGGUUGUCAUUAAAGAACCCUACGGCGUGGGCUCCGAGCUGAGCCCGGAGACGCUGCGGCAGGUGUGCGCCGUGCUGUGGGAGGCCGGCCUACCCCCCGGCGUGCUCAACUUCAUCACCAGCGCGCCCUCCUCCGCCGCCGCCGUCACCGCCGCCGUCGUCGCCCACCGCGCCGUCCGCAAGGUCAACUUUACCGGCAGCACCGCCGUCGGGCGCAUCAUCGGGCGUCUCGCCGGCGAGAACCUGAAGCCGGUGCUGCUGGAGCUCGGCGGCAAGGCGCCGUCGAUCGUGCUCGCGGACGCGGACCUGAAGCUGGCGGCGCGCCACUGCGCGCUCGGCGCGUUCCUGCACGCGGGCCAGAUCUGCAUGAGCACCGAGCGCAUCCUCGUGCACGAGAGCGUGCGGGACGCCUUUGCUGAGGCGCUCGUCGCCGCGACGGCGAGCCUCUACGGCACCGACGGCGGGGAGGCGCCGGUGUUGGUGGCGCAGGCGGCGGUGGCGAAGAACAGGGCUCUGGUGGCGGACGCGGUGGCCAAGGGCGCGACGGUGCUGUACGGCGACGUGGACGCGGCGGAGGCGAGCGCGACGCGCAUGCGGCCGAUCGUGGUCGCCGACGUCCGUCCGGACAUGGACGUCUACAAGACCGAGUCGUUUGGGCCGACGGUGUCGCUGAUCUCGUUCGCGACCGACGACGAGGCGGUCGAAGUCGCCAACGACACCGAGUACGGCCUCGCGGCGGCCGUGUUCAGCCGCGACCUGCGCCGCGCGCUGGCUGUCGCGCGUCGCAUCGAGACGGGCGCCGUCCACGUCAACUCGAUGACGCCGCACGACGAACCCGCGCUGCCGCACGGCGGCGCAAAGGACAGCGGCUUCGGCCGAUUCGGCGGCGGCUUCGACGAGUGGACGCGGACAAAGACCAUCACGUACGACUCGCUGGUGUAA